CUAUACUUUAGUACGUCCCACCGUGGCCAUCUUUGUUUAUAUUCGAGCUUGAAAUUAGAAGUAUUACAUAAUUUCUUCUUUCUUUGUCAGAGUUAAGAACGAAUAGCCAGAGAGAUGAGUUAUCAAAUGUAUCGCAAGACAACUUUGGGAAAUACUCUUCAAGAAAGUUUAGACGACUUGAUUACGAUGAAUCAGAUAACUCCGAACUUAGCUUUGAAAGUUUUACAACAAUUUGAUAGAGCAAUUAACAGUGCCUUAUCCCAAAGAGUAAGAAAUCGUACAAAUUUCAAAGGGCACCUAAAUACGUACCGUUUUUGUGACAAUGUAUGGACUUUUGUUCUGGACGAUGUGGAAUUUAAAGAUGCAAUGAUUGAAAAUGGAAACAUUGAACGUUUAAAAAUUGUAGCCUGCGAUGCUAAAUCAUCUCAAGGUGGGAAAUAUUUAUUUUAA
This is a messenger RNA of Dimorphilus gyrociliatus, 450 nucleotides long. The record is from the annotation of a GenBank genome assembly. Lineage: Eukaryota; Metazoa; Annelida; Polychaeta; Dinophilidae.